This is a messenger RNA of Anas platyrhynchos (mallard), 12328 nucleotides long. It is a transcript of the gene TIAL1, whose product is annotated as TIA1 cytotoxic granule associated RNA binding protein like 1. Lineage: Eukaryota; Metazoa; Chordata; Aves; Anseriformes; Anatidae. The record is from RefSeq and is a predicted model, not a curated record. Gene Ontology annotation, molecular function: DNA binding; RNA binding.
CGGAGCGGCGCGGGCAGGAGCGGGGCCGGGCCGAGCCCAGGCAGGGAGCGGGGCCGGCGGGGGGCGCGGCUGCGCGGAGCGCGGCUUCCUGAGCGGCUGGCGGCGGCGGCGGCCAUUUUGUGGUGCCUCUCGCCUCCGCCGAGCGGGCCGCGCCGUCGGGACCCGGCGAGGGGGCGAGGAGACGGAGCGAGGGCGGCCGGGGCCGCUCCGCCUCAGCUUCCCUGAGGCUCCCUGCGCCGCGGAGCCCCCCCCCCCCCCCCCCCCCCGGGCCCCGUCACCCUCCGGCUGCGAGCGGCGCUCACGCACCAUUAUGGAAGACGACGGGCAGCCCCGGACCCUCUAUGUAGGAAACCUCUCCAGAGAUGUGACUGAAGUCCUUAUACUUCAGUUAUUCAGCCAGAUCGGACCAUGCAAAAGCUGUAAAAUGAUAACAGAGCAACCCGAUAGCAGAAGGGUCAACUCUUCUGUUGGAUUUUCUGUUUUGCAGCAUACAAGCAAUGACCCUUAUUGCUUUGUGGAAUUUUAUGAACACAGAGAUGCAGCUGCUGCAUUAGCUGCUAUGAAUGGGAGAAAAAUUUUGGGAAAGGAGGUCAAAGUAAACUGGGCAACAACACCAAGUAGCCAGAAAAAAGAUACAUCCAAUCACUUCCAUGUGUUCGUUGGGGAUUUAAGUCCAGAAAUAACAACAGAAGACAUCAAGUCAGCAUUUGCUCCUUUUGGUAAAAUAUCGGAUGCACGGGUAGUUAAAGAUAUGGCAACUGGAAAGUCAAAAGGCUAUGGUUUUGUAUCUUUUUAUAACAAACUGGAUGCAGAAAAUGCUAUUGUACACAUGGGAGGCCAGUGGCUGGGAGGCCGUCAGAUCAGAACUAACUGGGCAACGCGGAAACCACCAGCCCCCAAAAGUACACAAGAAAAUAACACAAAACAAUUGAGAUUUGAAGACGUAGUAAAUCAGUCAAGUCCAAAAAAUUGUACUGUUUACUGUGGAGGAAUCGCUUCUGGGCUAACAGAUCAACUUAUGAGACAGACUUUUUCACCGUUUGGACAGAUUAUGGAAAUCAGAGUGUUUCCUGAAAAAGGUUACUCUUUUGUCAGAUUUUCAACCCAUGAAAGUGCAGCACAUGCUAUUGUUUCAGUUAAUGGAACCACAAUUGAAGGACAUGUUGUUAAAUGUUAUUGGGGUAAAGAGUCCCCUGAUAUGACUAAAAACUUCCAACAGGUGGAUUACAGUCAGUGGGGGCAAUGGAGCCAAGUAUACGGAAAUCCCCAGCAGUACGGGCAGUACAUGGCCAACGGGUGGCAAGUACCGUCAUAUGGAAUGUACGGCCAGGCCUGGAAUCAGCAGGGGUUUGGAGUAGACCAAUCUCCAUCUGCUGCCUGGAUGGGUGGAUUUGGUGCUCAGCCUGCCCAGGGACAAGGUGCUCCUGUAAUACCUAACCAAGCUGGAUAUGGUAUGGCAAGCUACCAAACGCAGUGAGCUGGGACUCUGUUUAAAAGUGUGUAUUUCAUGAUAGGCCGCAGUUUCCAGUGAUGCUCUGAAGACUGGAAUGUAGACAAUGAAAAAAAGAAAAUAUUUAUUUUAAAAAUGGAAAUGUUUGGAACCUUUAGCACAGCUUUGCUUUGGUGAAGGACACAAAUGUCUUCUAGUUCUGCCUUUUUAAGUUUUUGUUCAUGAUGGAUAUGAACAUGUUUUUCUUUGUGUACAAAAAAUUAAAAAUAAAGUCAAUAAAGACAAUUCUGACUACAAAUUUUGAUAUAGUAGGAGAAAUGGCUAAUGAAUUUGAUCCUUAGGUUACCAUUCCAUUUUUUUUGUUCUGUCUUCAGUGUUUUAUAUCACUGUGCUUUUUAAGAGAAAUGACGUUGAAAAACAAAACAGCAAGUUGCUUUUAGUUGAACACACAUCCUGAAAUAAACUGUGGACCAAUCAUUACAACCUGCUAGACAGUAUUGGUUUUUCAAGAAACCUAUGGACAUCGCUCUGAAAGCAUACGUAGGUCUUGGAAUAAUUUUUUUAAAAAAUAUUUAAUUUUUCUACAUGCUUAAAGAAAACAGAGUAUGAUACAAAGAAUAGUUUGGUCUGAAAUGAAAAACAGUACUGUCUGAGUUAUUUCACAUAACUUCUGUCCACGUUCAGGCACAUAUUAUAACUUUUCAGAGCUGGUUUGCUUAUUAAGAUUGUAGGAGUUUGCGUUUAAUUUUGAGAAUUAAAGAAGUUUUUGCAGGUAUGUUGUUUGUAUUCAAAUCAGACAGUCAUACUUGUACUUUUACAUAAAGUUUGAAGGCUACACAUUGUAAAUAUUUCAUAAUUACAGUGUUUCAAAAGCAUGCUCAAACAUAGAGGUAGCAAUGUAAUUAUUCAAAGUAAUACUUAAUAUACUCUACUGCUUUAAAUGCAGUAGAUUGACAAGAAUGUGCAAGACUGACAUUUCCAAAGUUGGCUAUUAUGUAAAGUUACAUAAAGAACUAUAACAAAGAGCCUUAAUUUUAAUUUCAUAAAUCUUUAAUGCAUCACCUUUUUGUCAUUAGAAAUACGAAUUUUUUGCUUUACAUUAUUUGGUAUGUAAAUACCUUGGUUAACAACCUUGUAAACCUAUUUCAAGGUUAUUAUAAGUUGUAUAGUAUCUUGAGUGUUUUGAAAAAUCUUGAUGUUUUUUAAGUCUAGAAAUAUUUUGCCCAAGAAUUUUUUAACAAGAUUGUUAAAAACAUCUUAUUUUAGAGAAUAUUCAAUGUGCCAUUUGGUAAAUGGAGAUGCAGUUGAAACAGUACACUGAGUUGUGACUUAUUUUUAAUUAAAGUUUUUGUCUUUAUGGGUGGUUUGCAUGUGAUGAACCUGUACAGAGGCUGGGUUGUUUGUGUACUGAGUGUGUAAAUGGAUAAAUCAUGAAGAUGUUUAAAUGGUAUACUUGGGUUAUUUCUGAAUAAUUUUAUGGAUACAUUGAUAUAAACUGCCUCAAUAAAUUUGAAGUUGAAAAUGAAUGUAAGUUAGAUAUAAGUACUGUCUCUUACCUAUGACAGCUAGGGGGUGCAAAUGUUUCAGCUGUAUUCAGAAAUACACUGAGGCAGCACGAUUAAAUGUAGGAUUUGCAGUGGUAGACCAGUGAAGCAAACUUGCAUUUUAAAAGAAGUGGAAUGUUUGAUUUUAGGUGCUGUAGUUCUAAAGGAGUGUUUGAGAAGCUGUAUAUUUUAUCUUUUCUGUUUCUUUCUGUGCAGGUGUUGCAAGUUGGAAUAGAUUUUGAAAUAGAAACUUGCAGUUUUUUUUUAAACCCAGCCAGGUUGUGCAAUUAACAACACUUAAUGCUGUAGCAAACGACAUGAGGUUUUUUUCUUCCUCUUCUACUUGACGUGUUUAAUAGUACCUUGAAUUUUAGAUCAGGUUGAAAGUGAGAUAUUGUGGAAGAGCAAUUUAGUCAGUUGGUUCAACUGUACUCAGAGAUACUUGCAACUCCAGGCUUCUAAUGCAUGCAAUAAUGACUGAAGUUAGCGUGGAACCAUAAGUGCUUGUGAUGACAGAACUGGCCAUGUAUCUCUGUUUCUCCUUUAUCAUGUGUGUUGUGUUCUUUUGCUGAAGUUAGGAAUCUCAUCCACAGGACUCUUGUUUUUUCUAUAAAUUUUGUAUAUAUGUGUAUAUCUACGCGAGGAUCGGCCUAUACAUUGUAGUUUGGAAAAAAAAAAUCACAAGUAAGUCUGCAUUUUUGUUAAACUCAUCUGGUUUCAAAAAAAAUGAUCAUGAGUUAGAUCUGUGAAUUUGCAAAUUAUUUUAGGGUUUCUUAGACUUCACUUGAAAUCUGGGGUUUCUACGUAAUUCUAGGUGUUUGAGUUCUGAUUGUUCUGGAUACAUGCUGGUGUGUAAGCAGUAUGUUCUUUAGGCGCUACUGAAGAUUUCGGUGUUGCAAGUACAUUGCCACGUAAUGCCCAUAUAAGUGGGCGUAAGUUUAAGGCAGUGAUCUUUCAGGUCUCAGUAUGGACUUCACUUUGAAUCUGAUUAAAUAACAUGCCUGGUGCGGGGUUGGGCGUUACCUGACCUGUGUUUCAGGAUGACAGAUAGGAUAUACUUUCUCCUUUGAGUCUUUUCUCCUUGGCUUUUAUACGGCUGUUCUUUAAUGGUGAUAUUUCUUCGCAGACUACUCAAGAUACGGGAGUCUCCAGGGUCCUUUAAUGUUUCUGUAGCACUGCGAGGAAGAGUUGUAAUUUGGAUUGCUUUCUACUCAGUAGCGUUCGUAAAUGCAUUACUGACAACUUUUUGGCACCAAAGAGCCUCUUGCACCAUACUGCUUUUAUGAAUGACUGUUACACUGUUGUAAUUUCUCUAACUACAGAAAUCAACCACUACCUAACCCCUUACCGCUAGGAUUUGAAUUUCAAAAAGCAUUGAUUUAUCAUGGCUUACGUUGAUGCGUGCAACCUGAAGCAAGGUUGUAAUCUGCAUUUGCAGAAAAUGUUCAAUAAAAGUGAAACAUGAUAAAGGGCUUAUCCUCUUGUCAUCUGUCAAAACGUUGUCCCUCUUCGCUGUAAAACUGACAAAAGGUAUAUAAGGCUGAACCUGUAAACUAUGCACUUGAAACCAUGUAAAAGAUGUUUUAUUUACAAUUUUUUUGUGGAAAGCCAAUUUGUAUUUUGCAGAGUUGCAGUAGGAAGGCUGUACAUCUAAGGUUUUGUGUAGCUUUUCAUCGGUCCUGCCUCCUUGUGUAUAUUUUAAAUUAUAUUCUUCCUGCAGAACCUGCUUCCUUAGUAAGUUAACUUCAUAAGACAGCUGUUCACUGUGUCAGAAUCAUUUCUCAUUUCACUUACCAAAAAAAUCUCACAGUGAAUAAGGCUGAGUUUUGAAGAAAAUGAGCGAUUUGUUUUUUCUUGUGUUUGUACACAAGGAAGUGGACUUAAACUGUAUGGACAUAAUUAGUGUCUGAUGCUUCUGAUCUGACUGUUUUUGAACAAGGGCACAGGUCUUUGUUACAUGGAACUGUUCCUGGUCAGCAAUAAAAGAUUUUGUUGCACUGUUCAUAAAUAGCAAGGUAUAGGCAAUCUUUUAUUCAGUGUGCUUCAAAAUAGAUGGAUGGGAUUUGAAAAGAACUAAAGGUCUUGUUUCAGCUUGAAUCUUCAUACAUGUAUGUGUCUAUAUGAAGAUUCAUAUACUUAUAUAUAGGUAGACACAGCAUGGGGUGUUUGAAGUUAUUCUGGACAGCUGUUUUGAUAGCAAAAGCAAAAUGUUCUUAUGAAACUGAACAUCUAUUCUGAUCGUAUGGAGUGGUGCCUGUUACACUUUGGCAGAACUAGGGGUUUCACUAUUUAAUGUUCCUGUUCAUAAAAAGGCAUCUGAAAAGCAAUAGCUGCUGGAGGGGUUUUUGUGAUGUGUGAUUUCAACCAACUCAUGAAUCCAGUUGAUUGCUUUUUGGGAAAAAAAAUAAGUGAAAGAAUUAAAAAGGUGUUUGUGUUUUUCAGUAUUUGUCACCUGGAUGAAAUCUUUUUUUUUCCCUUUCUACCGUCACUUCACGUCAAAGACAAUGUUCAAAAUGUUUUCUGAAUGUUUUAUUCUAAAAAAGAAAUAGGGCUUCAUGAUGAUGAGUAAACACUGAUUGUGUCAUCUUCCUGAGGAUACAUACUGAUCUAGAUCAUGGAUGUGGAUGACAUGCUCUGUGCUUACUGACAUUUAAAGGGUAGUGUUUCAGAAAGUUUUGAGUUGAUAUUAGUAAUGAUUAUUUGAAUACAAGUUAUUUGUGCUGAAAUACACCGCCACUCAUGCUUUGAUUAAAGCUUGUCUGAGCCUUUUUGGUUAUUAAGUAUUGCUGAUAAGCUGUGAGAAGAGACAUCGCUUCACCUUGUUUCUUAGUGUUCAGGCUGUCAUUCAUUAAGACACCUACGUUGCAGUCUUGUUUUGAAGAAGAACACGUGAUGGAAUUGUAUGAAGGAAUUCAGUGCAGUCUGCCUUUCUGUACUAAAGGACGAUAGCAUCUGAAUUAUUUCAGCCCUUUGGAAACAAGGGAUCAGAGGGCUUUUGGAGGACCCAAGGCUCUUUAACCUCUGGCACUUCAUUUUAAUCUCUCCAUUUUUCCCAGAGAAGCUCUCCAGGAGAUACAGGACAAGGAGGAAAGCUUCAGCUCAGAGUUGCUCACCUGAACUGGGGUAUCCUGCUUCUGCUCACAGUGCCUGUCACCUCCCUUUGCACAAACUCAGAUUCUCACUCAUCCCAGGUACUCAGCAGCUGUCCUUUCCAGCCACUUGCAGGGAAGGGGAAGGAGAAUGAUUGAAAGUGAGAAGGAGUGGUGAAAUGAAGUGGUGCACAUGCUAGACAAGUGUUGUACAUGAGCAGCACCAAGAACACCAACUCCUGUUGUUGAACACAUUCAGAAUCAUGACAGGCUUAAGCAGAUUGUGCAGCAGUAUCUGAAGGGUUGUGAGCAUUCAGAAACAAAUUUGCUUUAUGACUUUGCUUAAAAUAAUUUUACUUUACAAUUAAAAAUGUAGAAAACAUAUAACUUUGCUGUUUUCUUUGUUUCCUGAGAAAAUAGGUGCACAUUAAACAGCCAAACUAGAACACCUAAGUUAACUAAGCAAAGAAAUCUGGGGUAAGCUUCUGUUUCCAUAGACAUUUGUUUAAUUUUGGUCUCUUAGCUUGGCGUUCUGUCGUUUGCCUGCAUUGACCCUUUUGUUUGUAUAGUCGAAGUGGUUUGAAACAGACACAGCUGCAUCUUGCGUGUCUUCCUAUUCUUUAAAAAUCUAGUUUCUGGGGCAGGGAUGGGUAGGAAUUGAGUAAGAAUCACGAGCCUUACCACAUGAAACACUGAAGAAUGCUUAAGUUUCCCAGCUGGAAGUUGACUUGCUAGUGCCAACCUGCAGUGUAAAUAUCCCAGGUUGCAAGGAGUAGCUGCCAUCCUCUGUUUGAGUAGCAAGGUCUUUGACCUUAAUACACAGGUAAUUGUUGUUGAGGUACUGUUCUCUGAUAAUGCUUGUGGUUUCUUUGACCCUUUCAGUGAAGUAAUCUUUUCCAUUCCACAAAUGAGUUCCUUCCUCUUAUGCUGUCAUCAAGCAUGAGAGGAAAGACCAAUUAACACAAUUUAUGGCUUCCAUUUUGGGUCUCAACGUGGGGGUAGGGGGGAAUAACCUACUUUGGUAUUAAAAGAGCCAUCUAGUUCUGCAAGAUGCCUCUGUAGAACCGUUUCUAUUUGAGUUUUACUUGCACCUGAAACCACAAGGAGGCUACACCAGUGUAUUUUAGAUCGCGAGGAAGGAACCGGCCCCUUGGAACCGCUGUUACGUGCUACAGCUACCGUAAGGGAUCACUGUUGUACUGUUAAAUGCUGGAAACAUUUGUGUGUCGCUGCUGACUCUUAAGUGCAAGGCUUGUUUUCUGUAGAGAAUAAACUUGUCCUGUGUAUUUGCAGAUGUUCAGAGAAGGCUGAGCAUCCACCAUUGUUUUCUGAAGUCCUGCUAUCUUAAUAUGAGUAAGGGCUUUGUUCUGUCAUUUACAGGUAUGUGGCAUGGUUUGUAGGAGAAUUGUCUGUUGCAUUAAUGACUAUUUAAAAUCAUAGCUAAUUUCAAACAUGCUGUUUAAAAAAAAAAAAAACAAACGUGUUCCUAGCUUGCUAUUCCUAGAUUAUCCUUACCUCCUGCUAUAGGGCUUUUUGUAUUCUAUGGGAGAAAACUAAGAAAUGCCAUGAAAUCUCUUAAAUCCCUUUAAAGGGACACUCUCAGAAGCUGGCAAGUUGCUGUAAACUUGCAGUAUGUGUAUAAUGACCUUGUUCCAGAGGCUUACACGUUUCAUAUACAUGGCUAAUAUAUUUUGAAAAACAGUCCAUACCUGUGGCCAGAGGAAUGAUUUAGAUAUUACUGAUUACUGCAUGCUUAAGAAGACGUAAGGCUGGUAUGCUAUACUCCCAUGGACUGCUUAGAGUACUCCUUUCAGCAUCGUUUUGUUGUAUGGCCUUUUGAGAAGAUCUUGGCCCACCAAGAUACGCCCAUGGAAAUCUGGCAAGGUUGCAAUACUGUGCUUUAAGUCCAUUUUACACGGUCACAGCAACAAGUGUUGGGCAGAAGCUGUGUAGAAGUAGAAAAAUGACAUUUCAUCAAAAUGCCUGUACUGUAGAAUCUUACAUGGAAGGUAGUGCUGUAGUCUUUUCUUUCUAUGUAUGACUUCUAAGUAAAAGGAAGGAAAGAUGUUAUCUCAUUAAAAAUAUUCAAGUGUGACUAAAUCUUUGUCUUCUGGGGCUGUAGGAAGACAUUCUUUCGUAACUUAUCAUUGCAGAAAAUACAAAUGGAUGCUUAGAUUGUGGGUUGUGAUUUGGUUACUGCUAAAACUUUGUAUCUCUUACUUUCAUGCCCAGUCUAUUUUGCUGUAUUUUUCAUUUUAAUUAUGUAUGUUUCUAGUCAACAGAGUUAUAUUUACCUUGUAUGUCAACCUGUUGCAUUUGCACCUGUUUCUUAGCAGACACGCAUUGACUUCAGGUAUCACUUUUAAUGUUCUUAAUGCUGACCUAUAAAAGAUGAUGACCACCCUUCCUCUGUAUUGCAACAGUUUUUGAUUUCUUAUCCAUGUUCUAAUAUUUACAGAUGAAUUUUGAAAGCAUGUGUUAAUUUUUACUAUUUUUUUUAAAUCUUCAGGUUUGAACCAGACUGGACUUGCACAAAAUCUGAGAUUUCUUUAUCCCUACUCCACCUCCCACUAAUUACAGUCCUAAUUACAUGUAAGCUGGAGUGGCUUAGAAUGCAUUUAAGGUUUUGAUGCUGAUUUUUCAGUUCAUUUGUAGUUGAAUAUGUUAAUGUAGUUUAACCAUGUCAGAAUUUUUCUUACUGUAAAAGUGCCUUGUCAUGAAAAACCUGAUGAAAGAUGAUUUCUUCAUCUCAUAUUUUCAUGUGCAGAGCUACUUUAUUUUCUGCAAGCUGUAUAGAAAUUGUGUAGGUAUCCUGGAGGAUUGAAAAAAGAAAAAUGACACAAUUUGUAUUUUUUUUUUACCAGUUUAAAGACAGCAUAAAAGUGAAAUAAAAUUUGGUCCCCUUAAUUCUUUCUCCUUUAUUUUAAUAGAAAAAAAGAAAGCUAAGUAAAAAUAUCAAUGCUUUUGGUGAAACAAAUGCACAUUAAAUAUUAAACUAAUGAAACUUGCUUCUUUGCUGUCAGAUGCAAAGGACUUAAAUCUGUUCUUAAAAAAAUCACCUAAUUAAAUUGCAAGCUUUGAAAUGCUCAUGAUUUUAUUAGUGCAAUUUAGGAAGAGGCCCGGGUGUAGCUGCAAUAUAAGGAAUAAGCACUACUGGAAUUUGGGUUUUGCAGAUUGUAUUUGUGCAUAAUGCGGUUGGAGCUGGAGCAUUGAGGAGUGUUACACAAGCUUAGGAAUAAAAGUUGAUCCUGUGAAACUUCUUAUACUAGGAAGUAUAAUAAAUAAAGCAGUGAGUCAGAGCUUUUUCCAAGUUCAAAAUGAGGGAUGUUGGACGCAUUUCCCUGGUUACUCCUGAUUCAUUUAGGUAAGCCUGAGCAUUAAAGUUUCCUACCAGAAUUCUCUUCAAAGCUGUUUGUGCAUCACAGGAAGGGUGCAUUUAUAUUUUCACUGUAUGUAUCGUACUAAAAGAUUAAAAACACACUUUAUCAUCUGCUCCUUUACUCUGAAAUUUGUGGAACUCCUGAUAGUAAAUGCAUUUAACAAAAGCCUACAAAACGUAGUCAAACUAUAAAUGGCUUACUCAUUUAAGGUUAUUAUCUGAAAGAAUACCAGAUCUUACCAAAAUGAAAUCAGUGCUUUUUCAAAAUGAAGUAGACUUAGCCACACUCUGGUGAAUUCUAGCAUAGAGCUUGUCAGUGAUUUCUUUGUGUUUAAACUAUGAAAACAAGAAGCUAAAAUAUUUAGAUUAAAAAACAAAACAAAAAACACCCUCUGGGUUCAUGAUACUCUGUGUGCAUUUCAACAUUGGCUUAUUUGGAAGAAAAAACUUGAAGCAGCGUUUGCCAACCCAUCAUGAACGCUAAGAUAAGUAUUUGUGAAGUCUGAAACCUGAAUUUAUGUAUUGGACCUAUCAUAUCUCUGAACAGUCUGUGAUUUUAUGCAUGUAUUGUCAUGGAUUAAAAUGCCUGGUGUGCUGUGGCCAGAAUACAGCCUUCAGUGUGGCGUUUACUCUUAUUUCUGCUGUUACAUGUGAAGUCACCAUCAUAUAAGGCAAGAUUUGCCAGUCUACAGAAUUUAUGUUAACAGAUCACUUUCUGUUUAAAUUCAUGUAAAAACUUUGGGGUAAGAUGCUGAGGUCAGCCAUAUACAAUAAAUUACUUUCCCUUUGAAAGUCAUAAAAUCACAGUAAUGUUUUUGUUUUAUGAAUCUCUUUUGGAAGAGAAGAUUAAGUGGUUAGUCCUUGGGUUUGAGGGAAAAUGAAUUUUCCUAGAAAUUAAUAAAGCUGAAAGCGAGCUUAUUUGCAUCACAGACUUUGAGGAAACCUAAGAACCUCGUCCUCUGUCUUUGCAGCUAGCCAGACCUCAUUGCCAGCCAUGAACCAAGGUUAUGGUGUGCUUUAGUAACAAGCGUGGCCGAACUGGAAAACAAGCCUUAAGAGCCUAAACUCACCCCCCUGUUCUUGUGUAGCACAGACAGGAGUUUUCUACCAUGAAGACCCCUCUUUAAUUUAAGUGUUUUAGAUACCAAGUUUGGGGUCUACUUCUUAGAGUGUAAAUCAGGAGUACUUCUGCUGAAGUCAGUGAAAUUAUAUUACUGUAAAUGAAACCUUUAAGUCAUGAGUUGGGUUUCUCAUAGUCUGUUCUAAUUGCAGUUGAUUAGUUUUGAGUCUGUCAACUGGAAUUUGGCAUUGAAAUGAGCUGUGUGUUUUGCACAUUUUCUGUGAUGUUAUUCAUAGUUCAUCAUGUUCAAGAAUAGACUUCUGCAGUGGAAACAGCUAAGCAUAACUGCUUCCAUUUCUUUUCAAAAACAGCUAUUUAAACUGAAGUCCAUAGAUUACUCUUCAGGAUACAAGUAAAAUUUUAAAGUAGAAUCUCUGAUCUCCUUGCCUGAAAUUACAAACUUAUUAAGUGUGUUUCUGCCUUGUUGGGUACCUUGCACAAUCUCAUUUCUUCUGUUUUCCUUUUUUUUUUUUUUUUCCUAGCGCAUUCCUACCACUGUCAAUGGGAAAUUUGCUGAACUCUAUCCAAAUCUUUAAACCUAUCCUCACUUAAGAUAAUGACUGAUCCAAGGUUUGUUGCUUCUCAGUAUGCUAACAAGUAUUGUAUGUAGAGAAUGGAGUGGGAGAAGGAGAAACAAAGCUCAUAAAAGCUUUUAUGUUCAGUUUUCAGUGAACUUUUCCUAUUUUAACUUUGAGUACUUUUGAAAGCAGAAAUAAAAGCUGAAUAUAAAAUAUAAUCAGAUGGUAUGGUUUCAUUGAUUAAACGUAUCUCCAGCUUUCAGUGUUUCAGUUUUAAUGGUACACAGUUCUUGAGAUGCAAGUGCAAUGACUCUGUGUGAAAUGUGUUUUCUGCUGUAUUGCCUGGCAUAGCCUGCAGACUUAGAUCAUGUUGUAUUUGACAGCCAAAGGUUAUCAAACAAACAUGUGGGUUGUAUCAGCCUAGUAAUUUCUAAUGGAAGCUUUGCCCUGUGAGACUAAGGAAAAACCUCAUAAAAUUGUUGUGAUGCAUAGUCUUAAAAUCUAUUUAAGAAUGUAUAAAUCUGGCAGGUAGGCACUGGCACAUUUUGACUUAAGUCAUAGCUAAAGUUGCAUGUGUACUUGUACAGGUGUUGCAGUUUAUUUGUGGGGGAAAAAAGCAAAAAUCCCCCAAAUGCCUGAAUAUCUUCACCAACUUCACCUGGAAGGAAAUUUCCCUCAUUGCUAAGGCUCACAAAGCGCUGAAUGUCAAGCAGAAGAACGGAGCACACAGCACGGGCAUCUGAGACCCUGACCCAAGCCGCACUGGCAGUCGUGCCCAGCUCAAGGGAACAAGUCUGUGGGAGCAGUCCAAUUGCUCAUGCUUUCAAGAAAAAGAGGGAGAAAUAAGAAUUACUGAAACCAAUUUUGUGUAAUUUUGUGUCAAGGGGAAGAAAGAAAACAAGAAAAUCUCCUUCAGGUUUUAUGGAUAAAUACGUGGCAGAGCUGAAGGUCAGCGUUAGCAGAACAUGAAUGGAGCGCAAAGGGCUGGCUGGGCUGCCUGGAGCUUCCUGGAGACACCACUGCGGGAACACAAACUGCCUUCGCUCUUCAGGUGUUCUCAUAUUUAUCUACUCCUGUUUCCAAAUGCAUGAUAUUCAGUCUUAAAACAACUCAGAUAACUUGUCUGUAGAUUAAAUUGAAGAUUGUUUUUCUAGGAGUACUAAUUACAAGAGUUUAAAGCCAAAACUUUUGUAACACCUGAUACUUAAAUAAAAUUUGGUGGUAUCUG